Molecule: messenger RNA, 1801 nt
Organism: Mastomys coucha (southern multimammate mouse)
Lineage: Eukaryota; Metazoa; Chordata; Mammalia; Rodentia; Muridae
Gene: Tbata
Product: thymus, brain and testes associated
Exons: 11
Coding region: 327-1625 (432 amino acids)
Source: RefSeq, a predicted model, not a curated record
GGCUCAGCACAGUCACAAAGCGACAGGUUAGCCCACAGUUCUGACCAACAAGCCUCACCUUCGACUAGUCUUCUUAUCCAUCUUGGUCAGGCACCAGGGGCUUCUUGUUCAUAAGCUGUAGUGGGCAUCUUCCUGAUCGAUCAUCUGUUCCAGUUUAUAUACCCGCCACCAGUCCACCAGAGCUGUGCCAUCCAUCAAAGACACCAGCAUUCCGAGUCUAGUCUUUAAAUCUCUUACUGCAAACCCUGAUAUGACUUCAGAGGUGAAAGGGCUGGCAGAGCAUCCGCUAGUGAGACCCGGAUUGCCUAGAGCUGAAAGGAAGGAGAAUGGAACAGGCCACUCAGGGGGCCGCCCAGGAGCAUCUUCCCAGGAAUCGGGGGAGGCCCGUCUUGCUUAGCAUAUUCCCAGGCCACCUCCACUCCACCAGGGGACCUCCCUCCAGCCAGGGCCAGCAAGAGAAGGAAAUGCAAAAAGCCACCAGUCCAAAGGCAGAGCUCCAGCCUGGGAAGAAGCCAGAGAACCUUCCAAGGAGCCACGGGGAGGUUGGGCUUCAGAAAGAGCCAGUGGUCCCAGGCAUUGUGGAUUUCGAGCCGAUCCAGGAGGAGCUGAAGACCACAAAGCCCCAGACACUGCAAACACCCAGUGCCUACCGCUUUGGACGCCUAAGCCACCAUUCCUUCUUCUCCAGGCACCACCCCCAACCACAACGAGUGACUCACUUCCAAGUUACAGGAAGAAAGGACCUGAAGAAGUCCCUGCCCCUCACCACCUCUUUCCAGCCCCCUGGAGCUCCUGGGGUCCAGCCCACGGAUCUCACUCCCUCUGCAGAUAUCUCUGGGAAGUCCGUCUGCAUGAUCAGGGACGCGUUCUCUCUGGCGGCCUUGACUCAGCCCGCAUUCUUAUCCCGCUGUCUGAUGGGGAUGCCCACCAUCUCUGUCCCCAUUGGGGACCCGCAGUCUAAUCGGAACCCCCAGCUUCCUACUUACGAUACCUGGAGGAAGAAUUUAAAGGACCUGGCUUCCCGAGUGACUGUCUUCACUAAGGAAAUCGAGUCAAAGACCGAUGAGCAGAAGGAAGAGCCUCCUCUGAGGGAUCCUCCUCCUCCGAGAGAGCAGGGGGCCACGUACUCAGCCGAGACUGGUAGGCUUAUCCCUGCUUCCAGCCAAGCCCUCACCCGCCGCAACCGCCAGAGCCAGCGGGGCUACCCUUCUAGCAAAGAUGGCGGAGUCCAAACCUCCACGCUGCAGGACCAGGAGCUGCUGAUCUUGGAACUUCUUUGUCAGAUUCUACAAACAGAUUCUCUAAGGGCUAUUCAGUUCUGGCUACUUUACGCACCACCAAAAGAAAAAGAUUUAGCUUUGGGGCUUCUGCAAACUGCCAUGGCUCAGCUCAUCCCCCAGCCCCUCCCCUCCAUCCCAGCCGAGAAGCUCUGGAAUCAUCUCCAAGAUCUUCAAGAGCCUCCUCAAGAGACACUACAGGCUACCUACAGUCCAUCCCUGAAGAAGACGAGUACACCACCUCUAUCCAAGAGAGACAAACCAGAGUACAUAGGCAGAGCCCAAGUCCUCCUAGUUUCCAGCGAGGACCCGGAGGAGAAAAUGACCAAGCCAAAGGCUGAAAGCUGAGGCGCACAGACCGGACAGAGACUUCUUUCUGCCUAGCUCAAAGGCAGCUUCUCAGCUUGGGGAGGGGAGGGGCUCCUGUCCGGCUACCUCUCAACUCCAGCCCCUGGCCUCCAACAGUACUCUACCAAAUAAAAUACUGCUCCCCCUCCCUGGAUGAGGGCAGUUCCACCCUCCCU